AGAGUGGUUGUUGAUAUCGAGUAGUCGGAGACGACAGCAAAGGAAUCUUACAUAACAAAUUGUCACGAUAUACUACAACGACAUACCUCUAGUACGAAAGAGAGCAGAUCGGAAGGACAAUUCAACAAGAGUCGUGUUAGUAGCUUUCACUACUGGUCUCUCUCGGCUCUCGAAUACUCUUCGAUCAUCGCAUAGAUUCCACAGCAGCCUCGGUGACUCAAGACACACACACAGGAGCACCAAAAGUCCCGCGGACUCCGACGACUCCAGGGCCAAGGAGUAACUCGCCGCCACCGGGGGCCCGACCUGCUGGGCAAUCUCCACCAGUGCAGGCGGCUGGUUUCUUUGGCCGCGACUCCGGGGACGAGCGGGUAGCCGGUGGUGGUUGUGACGGCCUGCGCGGGGAUCGAGAGAGGUCGAGCAUGAAGAGCUGGCACCGGCCGUGGGGGUCGUGGGGGUGGGCUGGAAGGCUUGUGGGGGCAUUGGUGGUAAUGGAUGGGAUCAAUCAGCGACCCGGGAGUGAUGAUGGUGGUGUUGAAUUCGACGCCGAGAUAAGUUGGAAGACGCAGGGAGAACCCGCGCGGGCGACUGGGCCCAAGCGGUCGCUGCGCCGAGAGCGGCGAGUGAGAUGGUCAUGCAUAGCGUACCAAGGAUACAGUCGACUCGAGCGGAUCAUCGCAGCGAUGAUGCGGGCACUUGUACGCCAGGCUUUCUCGCAACGUUGCGGUGGUUUGAAUGAGAUGCGGCCUCGAUUAGGGGAGGAUUCAUAGUACAAUAAAAAGGGCAAGUCCCCACCGCUGCCGGUCGCCUGCAAUCCAGGCGGAUUGCAGGCGGAUUGCACUCGGAUCGCACCCCACUUUACAGAAUAGUUGGUGCCGUCGUGCAGACAUGGCAUGGU
Aspergillus brunneoviolaceus CBS 621.78 is the source of this 898-nucleotide messenger RNA. RefSeq lists its product as uncharacterized. The record is from RefSeq and is a predicted model, not a curated record. Bases 423 to 770 code for a protein of 115 amino acids. The transcript has 2 exons. NCBI's taxonomy places the organism in Eukaryota, Fungi, Ascomycota, Eurotiomycetes, Eurotiales, Aspergillaceae.